This is a messenger RNA of Cryptomeria japonica (Japanese cedar), 1237 nucleotides long. Its product is annotated as clavaminate synthase-like protein At3g21360. The coding region runs from base 213 to 1184 and encodes 323 amino acids. The record is from RefSeq and is a predicted model, not a curated record. The transcript has 3 exons. Gene Ontology annotation, molecular function: oxidoreductase activity. Lineage: Eukaryota; Viridiplantae; Streptophyta; Pinopsida; Cupressales; Cupressaceae.
UAAAAAAUAAUUCACUCCAAAAGAAUAAAGAUUUCAAUAGGUUUAUCAUGAAAUCCCGUUGACUUUCAUUUUGGGAAGCAAAGGCUAUAGAUGAACCCCAAAACAAUAAUGAUUUAAAUAGGUUUAUGAUGAAGCCUCAUUAAUUUUCUUUAUAGAUACACAAACAGUUGUUCAACACACAGCUAUUGUCAUUAUUGGAAUCGUUGAAGAAAAUGGAGAAGAUGCAGGAGUGCCCUUUCCAACAAGGGAAAAUUACCCACCAGAAAUCUAUAGAUGAAAAUGGUCUCCUCUUUCCCAUGGUUCUCCUCCCCCAAGAUAACAAAGAGGAAUUUAAUACCUUACAAUCAUUUCUUCACACCAUUCAAAACAACAGAGAGUGGAUCAACGAUCAUCUGAAGAAAGUUGGGGCAUUGCUUUUCAGAGGAUUUGCGGUGAAAACUGCAUCAGAUUUCAAUAUGGUUAUGGAGGCUUUUGGUUGGGAAGAAAAGCCUUAUGGGGGCGGAGCUUCAAGAACAAGGAUUGAGGGAAGAGUUUUUACUGCCAAUGAAGCUCCUCUCCAUCAACCCAUUAAAUUCCACCACGAGAUGUCUUCGUUUGAGCCUUUUCCAAGCAAAAUAGCCUUUUUCUGUGAGAUUCCUCCUUCAGAAGGUGGGCAGACCGCCAUUUUAUUGAGCCAUAAGAUUACUGAAAGAAUGGAAGAGAAAUAUCCAGAACUAGUAAGCAAGAUGGAGAAAGAAGGGGUGAUUGAUGUGUUCACUUUUGCUGCAGAGGACGAUCCCGAUUUUUACCUAACAGGCUGGCAAACUUUGUACAAAACCAAGGAUAAGGAAGAAGCAGAAAGGAGGGCUGCAAAUUCAGGGCUAAAGCUGUCCAAAGUGAGUUGGGAUGGGGAAAAUAUGAUCCUUCAUAUAGGACCUAAUAAUUCUAUCAGAAAAGUAGAUGGUAACAAGAAAACUUGGUUCAAUUUGUUAGCAUUUAGAGAUGCAAACGAGCCGCGUAAACUAGGAGAUGGAUCUGCGGUUCCUAGAGAGGCCAUUGAAUCAUGCCUCCAAAUUGCAGAAGAGGAAGCUUUUGAUCUGAAAUGGGAGGCUGGAGAUGUGGUUGUGUUAGAUAACAGAUUCGUAAUGCAUGCAAGAAGGCCUUCUAAACCACCUAGAAGAAUACUUGCUGCCUUUUGUGAGUAAUAGUACUCAUGCUUCCUUUAACUAGACUAUAUUGUAGUACUUAUGAUAUUGUA